Chelmon rostratus (copperband butterflyfish) is the source of this 1599-nucleotide messenger RNA. RefSeq lists its product as uncharacterized. NCBI's taxonomy places the organism in Eukaryota, Metazoa, Chordata, Actinopteri, Chaetodontiformes, Chaetodontidae. Bases 1 to 1599 code for a protein of 532 amino acids. The record is from RefSeq and is a predicted model, not a curated record. The transcript has 9 exons. Gene Ontology annotation, molecular function: protein binding; guanyl-nucleotide exchange factor activity.
AUGGAUGACCAAAGGUGCUCUUUACCCCAAAUUCUAAGCACAAAGACAGAGUCUACAGCAAAAAAGGAUCAUUCUGCCUCUGGUCUCGGCCCUCCACGUUCAUCGUCUUUCAGCCCCAGCUCAGACAUAGAACGACCAAAGAGUAAAGAUAAAGCAUCUCCAAAACAGGUCUUGACUGCAGCUAAUCAGGAAGAUUUCUUGUCCUUGAUGAGUCAUUCCCAGCGUGGACGAAUGGAUGAACAGCGAUGUGUCUUAACUGUUAGUCCCCAGUCCACACCCAAACACAAGCCCACUGAGAGCACCGUGCCCAAAGGUCCAGAUUCUGAAAAGUUCUUCAGCCUUCUGGCCAACUCUCAGGGCAGACGGCUUGAUGACCAGCGGGUGUCUCUUCCCACAUUGCCAGGGAUACAGAAUGGAGGGACCACAUCAAAAUCUUCUGCUACAGAGAUGGAUGCAAGCUACUUAUGUUACAUGGUCUCCAAAGUCCAGGGCUCAAGGAUGGAUGAACAGAGGUGUUCUGCACCCCAGAUUUUCCAGAAUCUGGGUACCCCAUCUACUCAGCGCAAAGAUCAGCCCAUUUCAGACGCAUCUAAUAAAUCUCCCCAGAAGUCUACCGCCUUAAACCGCACCAAACCUGACCAACAUCAGCAGGAGGCAUCUCCAGCUGAACAGCAGCAGUUCCUUAAAAUGAUAAGUCAUGCACAAAGUGGACGUAUGGAUGAGCAACGUUGCUCUUUACAACCCAGCAGAAGCACACCUGUUACACCCACACACAAUGGAAGCGCUUUAAACAAUGUACCCACAGGUGCAGAUGCUGACGCAUUCUUCAAAAUCAUUUCCUCCAGUCAGGCACGACGGCUCGACGAUCAGCGUGUUGCACUCCCUACCCUGCCAGGGAUAAGUGGGAAUACAGAAAGAAAAGAGAAUGGUAGAAAUAGAAAGGCUGAAAGCCCUGCUUCUCCACCACACAUCACUGUGGCUGAAAGCACACCAACAACAGCAAGGAAAGACGGGAAAGCUUACGCAGAAUGUGGCUCCCCCAGAGCCAUCCCCAAAUCUGCUUCAUUCACCCCGGAGACUGAAUAUCAGAAGAAGCAAAAUGCCCCAGCACAGAUGACAGUGAGAGUGUCCAUGAGCUUCACACCACAGCAGGGACAGAAGAAUAUCAACCAACCAUGUGGAUUCCCAGAAGUCUUUCUCACUCUUGGAGCCCCUGGAGAUAACCUUGUGAUUCCUCUGAGCCCAGCACCGGGCAGACCUUUGUCCUUCAACUUAAACCUUGUACCCAAAGAAGACGUUAAGUCCAGGCACUGCUCUCCAAGCCACACAAGUCCGAGAAAGGCCCACUCAAGGCCAUCAUCUCCCAACCCAGGAGCAACCGGUGAAGCACAUGCUGAAACAUCAUGGUCACUUGAUCAGGGGAAGUUUGUGAGCAGCCAUAUCAGUCCAGAUGAUGACUGCUUCUCUCUGAUUGAGAAGGUUCACACAGCCCAGCUGCAGAAGGGGAUGGCUCAAGGAGGACAAAAAUGUAAAGGGGAGCAAGGAAAGGGAAAGGGGGGUGGAAAGAAAGACAGGAAGGAUGGUGGCAGUAGACAAUAG